UCAAUCGCUCUUGGAAAACCUGUUUUCCAAACACAAAGCGAACUAGCUUCUACCUAAACCGAAACUCUGACAUCAGAAGCGUUUGUGUGUUCUGUCAGUAGUAGUUUUGGGUCACUAUAGAACCAAACUGAAAACAGAGACGGAAAGAUCUGUAGAUAAAUUAUUGGACAAUGAAUUCUUGGUUUCUUUAGCUGAUUUUUAUAAUUUGAAUCUUACCUCAAAAGACUGAGGAGAGCCAUUUCCGUGGAGGUAUUUUAAUGUGGAAACCCACAAACACCGAAAACUAAAUCAUUAUUACAUUCCGAAUGGCGUGGAGACGUUCUUAUAGCAGCUUAACAACGUGUAAUACAUUGUAAGACAACUAUUGAAGAUGGUGGUGUCAUCGCUACUCUCGGUGAUGUGAUGUGUUUUGACUGCUCGAGUUCUCCUUCAACAAUUUCAGAUGUCGGGAUCGUUUGCACUGAUUUUAGUGUGUAGGAAGACUGGACUCAAGGAGAACGCAGCAUUACGUAUACUCUCCAGAAUAAAUCUGCUCAAUUUGGAUUUACUGGAGGAGAUUGGAUAUCGCUUGCAUCUUGGGGUGGAAGCUGGGAAAUGCGCACAACAGUUGACCUAAACCGGAGACGUGACACCGGUAAAAUUAACUCAUCCCCCGUCUCUGCUAUGCCUCCGAUCAUACGUCUACAGCACAGAUGUGAGCACAACAUAACUAUCCCAGUCUAUGACAAAGAUAAUGACACAGUUCGAUGUAGAUGGGCAGAAUCCUCAAAGAGUGAAUGCGGAGGGGUCUGUCGUUCUUUUCCAAAUUCAUUUCUUGACGAGAAACGAUGCGAAAUUUCAUACACUGCCAAAAUCAAGACUGGCUGGUACGCUGUCGCCAUUCAAAUUGAGGACUUCAGUCCCUUAAACUCUACGCAUGCACUCAGUAGUGUUUCCCUUCAGUUCCUGGUAAACGUUUUCUCUUCUGAUAAACCUUGCCAAAACAAACCGAAGUUUAUAAUGCCAACACGGUUAGACGGUGCAUGUGUCGGUAUCCCAAUCAAUUCUACUUGGACAGAACAAAUCAUAGCUCGGAGUGGUGCGGAUGGAGUAAAAAUAACAGAAAUCACAACCGUAUCUCCACCUGGACUUACGACAUCGGCCUUACACUCAUAUUCUAACUCAAAUCGGGAAUGGUAUGUCGAUGCUACAUGGACCCCUAAACCAAGCCAGACCGGAGCAAAUCCAUUCUGCUACACAGCCAGCGAUUCAGACAGUUUGGUGUCAGAGAAAACCUGUAUCAACCUUUUUGUAGGAGCUGAGCCUCCAAAAAUCAUAUCUUAUCAACCGGUAGGAGAAAUACUACCCACGCAGAAGAAUUUCAUUAUCAACUUCAAUCUGCAGGUACAUCUAAAACGUCUUUCAGUGAAAGUUUGAUAGCAAUCGAGAUAAUGCAACUGUGCACGUAAUCAAUGCAGACAAUAAAUACAUGAAUGAA
Saccostrea echinata is the source of this 1477-nucleotide messenger RNA. RefSeq lists its product as uncharacterized. The transcript has 8 exons. Bases 595 to 1416 code for a protein of 273 amino acids. The record is from RefSeq and is a predicted model, not a curated record. NCBI's taxonomy places the organism in Eukaryota, Metazoa, Mollusca, Bivalvia, Ostreida, Ostreidae.